Hibiscus syriacus is the source of this 1189-nucleotide messenger RNA. Its product is annotated as protein DOWNY MILDEW RESISTANCE 6-like. NCBI's taxonomy places the organism in Eukaryota, Viridiplantae, Streptophyta, Magnoliopsida, Malvales, Malvaceae. The coding region runs from base 16 to 1029 and encodes 337 amino acids. The record is from RefSeq and is a predicted model, not a curated record. The transcript has 4 exons.
UGGGUGUGGACAGCAAUGGAUGCAAAGGUUCUUUCUUCUGGAGUCAGAUACUCUGAUUUGCCAGAAAGCUAUGUGAGACCUGAAUCCGAUCGUCCCCGCUUGUCCGAAGUCUCGGAAUUCGAAAACGUCCCGGUCAUCGACUUGGGGUGUCCGGACAGGAGCCAUGUUGUACAACAAAUUUCUCUUGCCUGCAUCAACUAUGGCUUUUUUCAGGUUAUCAAUCAUGGAGUUUCGAAAGAGACGGUGGAAAGGAUGUUAGAAGUAGCGCACGGCUUCUUCCAGUUGCCGGUGGAGGAGAAGUUGAAGCUUUACUCCGAUGACCCUUCAAAAACCACGAGACUUUCCACCAGUUUUAAUGUGAAAAAGGAGACUGUUCAUAACUGGAGAGACUAUCUACGCUUACACUGUCAUCCUCUCCACAAGUAUGUUCCUGAGUGGCCUUCCAAUCCUCCUUCCUUCAAGGAAAUUGUGAGUGAUUACUGCGCUGAAGUUCGAGAACUUGGAUACAGAUUACAAGAACUAAUAUCAGAGAGCUUAGGGCUGGAAAAGGAUUACAUAAAGAAGGUUCUAGGGGAGCAAGGGCAACAUAUGGCAGUGAACUAUUACCCACCAUGUCCCAAACCAGAGCUCACCUAUGGCUUGCCUGGACAUACAGACCCCAAUGCUCUUACUAUUUUACUUCAAGACCUCCAAGUUGCAGGUCUUCAGGUACUCAAAGAUGGCAAAUGGCUUGCUGUUAAUCCCCACCCCGAUGCUUUUGUUAUUAACAUCGGUGAUCAAUUACAGGCAUUGAGUAAUGGGAGGUACAAGAGCGUGUGGCACCGGGCCAUUGUAAAUGCCGAUAAGGAAAGGAUGUCUGUUGCUUCUUUCCUUUGCCCUUACGACCAUGCCUUGAUCAGCCCUGCAAAACCUCUCACUGAAGAUGGAUGUGGAGCUGUGUACAGGGAUUUUACUUAUGCCGAGUACUAUAGUAAGUUCUGGAGCAGGAACCUCGACCAACAACAUUGUUUGGAACUUUUCAAGAACUGAUUUGCCUGCCCCAUUAAAUUGGUACUUGUCAUGGUGUAAAAUAGCCACUCUUUUUAUUUUACCAAAACGCAGAACGUAAAACUUCACUAAACGACCCUAAAUAAUAAGGCAAUGUGCCAUUUUCUGAUGCCGGAAAUGGCGGCCGACUGUUUAAUUGUCC